AUCUUGGGAGUUUUAGUUCUCCGUUGAAGACUGUUGACUUGAUUUCAGAUCGGAGAACAAAACAACAAAACAAGACUCCAAAAUAAGAAAGUUGUGUUGUAUUUGGUGAAAAACAUUAGAUUCGUAUGCCGUGACUUCAAGAUAAUUUGGGUGGAUUCAGCCACCGUACGCACUGGAGCUGCGAACUUUUGGCGAAAAGAAACAGGAAGUCGUUAGCUUUGUGGGACGUGUAGUUCCGUUUGCAGGCCGCUUAGCUUGGUAACAGCGCGUACGAUAAUAAACAAACAAAAACAAAUCAAAAGCUGCGUUUUUAACUCGUCUUUCGGGAGAAAAACAUGCCCGGGUUCACGUGCUGUGUUCCUGGCUGCUACAACAACUCCCACCGGGAUAAGGAGCUUCGCUUCUAUACGUUUCCUAAGGACAACGCACUGAGGGAGCUGUGGCUGAGGAACAUCUCCCGUGCCGGGGUCAGCGGUUGCUUCAGCACCUUUCAGCCCACAACGGGACACCGAGUCUGUAGUGUGCACUUCGCCGGCGGGAGAAAGACCUACAGCGUGCGAGUGCCAUCCCUUUUCCCGCUGCGAGGCGUGAAUGAGCGCAGGAGCCGGCGGGGCAGAGGGAGGAAAGUGUCCGCAGCGAUCCCUAUACCCGCUACGAGUAUCCUGGGGAGCACCGCAGUGGGAGCCGAUGGCAACGCCGGCGGCGAGGCGGGCCACGAAAGCAUCACUGUGGUCCACAUAGGCCAAAACGGGGAGUACCUGGGCACAGCGCGGCUACCCGCCCCGACUGUGGGAGCUUGUUUCCCCGAAUCGGACGAUGGUAUCGAACAAAUCAUAGUCGGCGAGUCUUCAGUCGAAACUGGGGCCGCCGUGCUCCAGCUGCCCGUCCAGUACGUCAGCGUGACCUGCAGCCCGCUGGACCACUCGUACUCUCUGACCACCGGCACCACGUCGGCUGAGCUGCUACGGAAACUGAACGAGCAGCGAGACAUCAUCGCUCUCAUGGAGGUGAAAAUGAAGGAGAUGAAGGCGACCAUCCGCCAGCUGCGGGUGUCCGAGGCCAAGCUCCAGGAGGAGGUGCGGGAACGGGACCGGCUGCUGCUGUGCGGCCAUACGGCGGCCUGUGCAAGGAACAAGAAGAAAGUCUGAAGACACCUGGACCUGUUAGAGACACUUGACAGACUGAGAGACUUUUGAGACAGUGUUUAAAACGAAACGAAAAAUGAGUUUAUUUUCAACAAGUAGACCUGCUUUUCUUAGAGGCCUGAUUUAAAAAAUAAAUAAAAAGACUUCCUGAGUCAUGUAGCACAUAGGAAAAAGCAAAUUUCAGUUUAUUAAAAAAUAAAAUGCAGUUUUCCUGCAGUUCAGCCAGGAUCAAAGACACAUUUACGCCCCAUAUUUGCAAGUGAUCUGAUAGUUUGAUGAAAUUAAUUUAGAUUAACCUAAAUCGUGUUUUUGUUCUAUUCCAAGGUUCUAAUUUUGCAGCUUAAAGGUUGAUAGGAAAUAUUUCACGAAGAAUGGCAGGACAUUAGGAUUUCCUUUUCAUAAUGAAAGUACUUCCUGGUAGUUUUAUUCAUGUUUGCAGUUGAAGUUAAUAAAAAAAGAGUUCCAUAGGAGCACAAAAUAUAAGAUGCCAAUAAAAAUUCUAUCAUAAGGACACACUGUGUUACAUUAGUACAACUUGUUUAUCUUUUUAGAAAAAAAAAUCUUAUAUGCAAUUUGUCUCCAAUGGAUGAGAAGUGGGAGGUUUUCAAAAAUGAACAAAGAUGUCCUAUUGCCUUCUUCUGAACAUUAUAAGACUGCUGAGUGUUUUGACAUCACUGACAUUGUCUGCUGCAUCUCAUAGUGCUGUUCAUGAGUGUUUUACAUGUUUCUGAACUCCAUCUGACUGCUUUUGGAAAUGAUGAGCUCUAUGCAAGAGCCUACAGAUGUGUUACUGUGACCCCACGACUUCUUUUAGGUUUGAAAGAUAAAACCUUUGAUCUGCAAAGUGUUUUUGGUUGAUUUGAGAAGGAUGAGUGAAAGCUUUGCAGUGGCGCUUUAUUAAACCAGUAUUUUUUUUUUCAUUUCACCUGACUUGUGGAAAAUAAAGUUUUAGAAUAUGAGACUUUCAAUCAUAAA
Nothobranchius furzeri (turquoise killifish) is the source of this 2120-nucleotide messenger RNA. RefSeq names its product THAP domain containing 11 (gene thap11). Lineage: Eukaryota; Metazoa; Chordata; Actinopteri; Cyprinodontiformes; Nothobranchiidae. Gene Ontology annotation, biological process: regulation of transcription by RNA polymerase II. The record is from RefSeq and is a predicted model, not a curated record. Gene Ontology annotation, cellular component: nucleoplasm. Gene Ontology annotation, molecular function: RNA polymerase II cis-regulatory region sequence-specific DNA binding.